Molecule: messenger RNA, 2332 nt
Organism: Onychostruthus taczanowskii (white-rumped snowfinch)
Lineage: Eukaryota; Metazoa; Chordata; Aves; Passeriformes; Passeridae
Gene: TLCD2
Product: TLC domain containing 2
Biological process (GO): phospholipid homeostasis; membrane assembly; plasma membrane organization
Cellular component (GO): plasma membrane
Source: RefSeq, a predicted model, not a curated record
AUGCGGGAUAACAGUGCUGUGGGCAGAGCAGUUUUAGGCAAAGCAAUCAGGUCUUUUUCCGUGCUUGAUGUGCGAUCAGCCCCGGUGCUGUGGUGUGGUCGGGGGGUCCUGACCCGGGGUGAGCGGCUUGGAGAAGUCCCUGCCCAAGGAAACAGUGCCGGGCAUCACCUGCCGGGCAGGCUUUGGGGUGAAGGACCACCGGCCGCAGCACCUCACGGGAGAGGCGUUCGGCCACCAGAUGCCACCAAGGUGGAAGAGGAGACUUCGGGGACGAGGGAAGCGCCCCCAGUUCCCGCACAGCGACGGGACACGCGUCCCCCGCUCCGUGCCACGCUCUCAGCCCGCUCCGGGCUGUCGCCGCUUCUGCCGUGCGGUGCCGGGGAAGGCGGGUACAUCCCGGGGGCUCAGCUCCCAUUCUCCCGCUCCCCGCUUCCCACGGCCCGACGGGGACGGCCGGGCAGGGCGGUACCGGCGGGGCGGUGCCGGUGCCCAGGGCGGGCCCCGGGGCUGGGCGAGGCGGAGCCCGGCAGGCAGCGAGACCGGUCCCAUGGGAGCCCGGCGGGCCGGUGGACGCCCAUGGCUUUCAGCCCGGGGCUGCUGGUGGUGGCCGGUUCCUUCGCCGCUUUCCGCCUGCUGAACCGGGGGCUGGAGCGGCUGGUGCCGCCGCCGCCCUCGGCCCGGCGCAACCGCUGGAAGUGGCGCAACAUCUGGACAUCGCUGGCGCACAGCGUGCUCAGCGGCGGCGGGGCGCUGGCCGGGUUCUACCUCCACCCCGAGAUGUCCAACGACCUGGUGGGCACACACCCGCCCGGGGCGCACAGCCUGGUGGCCGUGUCUGUAGGCUAUUUCAUUGAAGACUUUGUGGACAUGUUGUGCAAUCAGAAACUUCAUCAGUCCUGGGAGCUGCUCUUUCAUCACUCUGUGGUGAUCAUCUGCUUUGGAAUUGCCGUGCUGCUCCACCAGUACGUCGGCUUUGCCCUCGUGGCUUUACUGGUGGAGAUCAACUCCAUCUUCCUGCACCUGCGGCAGAUCCUGCUCAUGGCCAACCUGGUGCACACCACCUGCUACCGCCUCAACAGCCUCGUCAACCUGGGCACCUACGUGGUGUUCCGCAUCGCCACGCUGGCCUGGAUGGCCCGCUGGCUCUUCCUCAAUCGCCAGAACGUGCCCCCGGCCACCUACGCCGUGGGCACGGUGGGCAUGGCAAUCAUGACGCCCAUGAACAUCAUCCUCUUCUACCGCCUGCUGCGGAGCGACUUCCUCAAACCCAGGCGGGAGAAGGAGGAGCGGCGGGAGGAGGAGGAGCGGCGGGAGAAGGAGGAAUAGCUCCUCCCCUGCGACGGGGGCAGCUCCAAGCCCGUGGAGCACCGGAGGGUGAACGUGGCUCUUUCGGUACCUUGAAAGGAGGGGCUGCACUAACGGAGCAUCCAGGCUUUGCUUGUGGCUCAAGAUCCUGGGCCCUGCACAGCAGAGAGGUGCUCGUGGACCAGGCACUGUGGCUCUGCUCCCCAAACACUUUUGGAUGAUGUGGUUGGACAGCUGGGAGGUGCUGAGAGAAGCCUCGACAGCUCUCACAGCUCCCCGAGGCGCCACUGAGAUGAGAAGGGGGCAGGGCAGCACUGUUUCCCCACUGCUCUUCCAGACAUCCCGACACCACAGGGUGUUUCCAGCCCCUGUGCUGCUGCAGCCCCCAGGGUCCCAUCAGCCACGGGACACCGAGUGCUCUGUGGCAUCUCUGUAGAACACCACCAGCAAGACAGGCUCCAAGGCUUUGCCUUCCAGGAGAUGUCAGUGAAAACCAAAGCCUGCACUGAUGAGCCUCCCCGAGAUUGUCCAGGCUGAGACCUGGCUGGGUGGGCACUGUGGGGUGCAGGUCGGGGGCAGCCCCAACCUCUCCUGACAACUGGAGCUUUUUCCACGUUGUUUUCUCCCAGAAUAAUUUAAGUGCCCAUAAAUGAGCGUGGGAGAGCGUGAGUGGCUGGCGAGAGGAUGCUGUGUGAUGGUCACUUCCCACAGAUGAGGGGUUUUCAGGCACUUUUUAGGAUUCAGGAAUCUGUUAGGAAUGCCAGGUGGUGCUGCAGAGCCCGGGGUAACGCUCUCACCCGGCAGCAAAGGCUCUUACUAACACGAGCUUUUAAUAAAUGGCUGCAAAUGAAGUGGCUUGAGGGGAAAGGACUGAGAGGGGACAAAAGGACUCAGCAUGCCAGCCCAGUCUGGGGGUGUCACUGCUGGGCACAGUCCUUACCCCAUGUCUCCCUGCCAUGGAGUGAAAAUACACUGUGCACUGGCACACUCUACCUCUCUUGUUGGGGUUUUUUGUCCCACCCCUGUC